UUUUUUUUUUCUUUUCUCCAUUAUGCUCUUUUACUUUUUAUUUUCUGCUUCCUUUUUUCAGUAUUUCAUAAUCCAUUCGGUUGGUGGCUAUCGAGUUCCAUUCCCAGGAUUGCUAGUCAUUUGUGAAGACAAAAGAGUUCCUUAAUUUGGCAUUUAAUUCUAAAUGUAAUAUUUGCUGAUGGUCCUGAAAAGAGUUACUAAAGAUGGCAUAUCACCGCUCAAGGGAAUCAAUUAAGUUCUCUGGGAGUCUAAUCGAUCCUGAAAAUGCCGAAGACCUCCUAAGGACCAAAACAGAUAUCGAAAACAGCCUCUCUAAAAUCCUGAAGCUUAUUAAGAAUGAAAACCUUAGCACAGGAGACGGGAUCCUUAAACAUUCUACAAAACAGACAGAACUUGUGGGGCUAGUAGAGGACUUAUACAAGCAGCACCAAUCACUUUAUACACAAUAUGAUCGUGUUACUGAAGAGCUUGAGAAAGCAGUUUCUCGCAGAAGAAACAGGAAAACUCCAGCGUCUUCCUCUGACUCAGACUCUGAAUACUUUUCCUCAGAGGAAGUAGAAGCCAAUAGAAGAAGAUCAGCAUCUGAUUCUGAAACUCCUAAGCGGGAAUUGGAUAGAGGUGAUGCAACAGAAUUUGAGGAAAAGUUAGCUUCACUAAUGAAAAAGGUGGAGAUCUUGAGCCAGCAGAAAAUGGAUCUAGAACUUCAAGUUGAAAGCCAAACACAAGAAAUUAAACAGCUAAGCUCCAAGAACAGUGAGCUUAAUGACCAAGUCUCGGAACUUGAGUUGCAGUUGAAAGAGGAAAAAUCUGUGGUAUAUAAUUUUCAGGCAAAACUCAAUAACAAUAACAACAAAGCCAAGUCAAACAUUGCAUAUUUCAUGGCAAAGAUGAAUGAGCUAGAACAGGAGACCAAAUCCCUACAGAGACAGAAAAAUGAAAUGGAAGAAAAAAUAAAACAUGAUAAAAACGAAGCAUCAAUCCAAAGAGAGGAGUUGAUGGAGCAGCUUAACCAAAUGCAGCAAAAGCUAAAUUCGCUAGAAAGUGAGAACAAAGAACUAGAAUCCGAGAUUGAAAGCCAGAGGGAACAAAUGUCUCAAGACCUGAUUCAGAUAGAAAAUCUGAAAGACAACUUAGCCGAAAUGAGAUCGGUAGAGGAGAACAUGGUGGAAGAGAAAGAGAGGUUUCUCGAGCAGAUAAAGGAACUGGAACAAAAACUGGAAGCUCAAAACAGCCACAAAAACGAAUUGGAAGAACAGUUAAGAGACACAAGUUAUGAGAUCAAACAGGUGGCGGAUGAAAACAAGGCUCUCCAAGACAGAAACCACGAACUGAGAACAGCAAUAACACAGAGAGGGGAAGAGAUCUCUAAUUUCAUGAGGGAACAAGAGAAUCACAAAAACGGUGCUUCCAUGAAGACAAUGGCUCUGAAGGCAAACCUGAACACUAUGAGGCUCGAAUUGGACACAAUGCACGAACAGAAAAACAAGCUGGAGCAGCAACACGAGCGAAGCCAGAAGGAAUACGCUGAGAGCAUGGCAAAGAUGGAAACUUUGAACGCGAAACUAGCGGCCCAGGUAUGGGAUCAAGAGAAAACGAUUGAAAAACUGAACGAGGAGAACAAACAAGCGAAAGUUGUGUACAGCAAAUUGAGGUUAAUGCAGAGUACAGCGGAGAGGAAAAUGAACGAGUUGGCGGAGGCGUUUCGGAGGAAGAUGGAGGACAACAUAAGGUUACUGCACCAGAGGAUCCACGUGGCGGAACAGCUGAACAACGAGAACAAGCACAGUUGCAGGCUCACGAAGAUGAGGUACGAGGAAGAGAACAAGAGUCUGGGGAGGAGAAUCGCGAGUUACGAGGAGGAGUCACGCGUUCCGAGUGGGUUUGAUUUGGGUACGCUGAGUUUGGCGGUUGGGAAGGUGGAGGAACACGCGCGGCGCGUGAGCGGGAUGGCGUGUGAGGUGGAGUUUGUGAAGGAUUGGGUGAGGGAGAGGAAUUGCGAGGUGAGGGAAUUGAGAGUGAAUGUGGAAGAGUUUAGGGAGUUGUUGGGGAAAAAGGAGGAACAAGAAUUGUUGUUGAGGGAAAAUGUGUGGAAUUUGGAGGCACAAGUGAGUAAAGAAGGUGGGGAGAAGCUGAAUUUGAGGAAGGAAGUAAGCCAGCUUGAGAAGAAAGUGGGAAAAUUGGAGAAGAUUGUGAAAGAGAAGGAUGAGGAAUUGGUUAGCCUUGGAGAGAAGAAAAGAGAGGCAAUAAGACAGCUAUGUUUUGUGGUGGAUUUUCAUAGGGAGCGUUGUAACUAUCUCAAGGCUGUGUGGUCACGGAAAAGAGCUUGAGUAUGAGUUUGUGAAGGAAUGUUAUUGUUUCUUGUACAUUCUGUGGGAUGGAUGUUUCCGUCCGCACUCAUCAAACUAUUUGCACUUGCAGAUCGUUUUCUUUUUCUUUUCUUUUCUUUUCUUUUGGGCACAUUGUAUUUUAUUCUUUUAAUGAAAAAAUAACUCCAGCUAUGCAUCAAUUCAUAUGCUA
This is a messenger RNA of Cajanus cajan (pigeon pea), 2517 nucleotides long. RefSeq lists its product as uncharacterized. The record is from RefSeq and is a predicted model, not a curated record. Lineage: Eukaryota; Viridiplantae; Streptophyta; Magnoliopsida; Fabales; Fabaceae. Gene Ontology annotation, cellular component: cytoskeleton. Gene Ontology annotation, molecular function: actin binding; structural constituent of cytoskeleton.